GGACCACCUCAUCCUCCAACUGGCCUUGUAGUUCCUCAGUAUCUGUCUACUUCAAAAUGCGUGAAGUCAUCUCCGUGCACGUUGGUCAGGCUGGUGUCCAGAUCGGCAAUGCUUGCUGGGAGUUGUAUACUGUAGAGCACGGGCUGAGCCCGGAUGGUCGUUUGAUUGAGGGUGCAGGCCCUACGAAGCGUAACGAUGAUGGAUUCAGCACCUUCUUCUCCGAAACUUCGUCGGGCAAACACGUCCCCCGUUCGCUCUACGUCGACCUGGAGCCGAACGUGAUCGACGAGGUACGAAGCGGUACUUACAGGAGUCUGUUCCACCCCGAGACUAUGAUCACGGGCAAGGAAGAUGCUGCCAGCAACUACGCUCGUGGCCACUACACCAUCGGCAAGGAACAGAUUGACUUAGUCAUGGACAAGGUCCGUCGGCUCGCUGACAACUGCAAUGGUCUGCAAGGCUUCUUCGUCUUCCACUCCUUCGGUGGUGGAACUGGGUCUGGGUUCGGUGCUCUCAUCCUGGAGCGUCUGUCGACGGACUAUGGCAAGAAGUCCAAGCUUGAAUUCAGUGUCUACCCCGCUCCUACGAUGGCCAACUCCGUCGUCGAGCCCUACAACUCUGUCCUGACGACCCAUACUACUUUGGAGCACUCUGACUGUUCGUUCAUGGUCGACAACGAGGCCAUCUACGACAUUUGCAAAAAGAACCUUGGGAUCUCGUCGCCCAGCUUCACGAACUUGAACAGACUGAUCGCCCAGGUCGUCUCCUCGAUCACUGCUUCUCUCCGGUUCGAUGGCUCCCUGAACGUCGAUCUGAACGAGUUCCAGACCAACUUGGUGCCUUUCCCUCGUAUUCACUUCCCCCUUGCCACUUUCGCCCCCAUCAUCUCUGCCGAGAAGGCUCACCAUGAGCAGAACUCGGUGGCGGACAUGACCUUCUCUUGCUUUGAGACUGGCAACCAGAUGGUCAAGUGCGAUCCCAGGGAAGGCAAAUACAUGGCUUGUGCACUGCUGUACCGUGGCGAUGUCGUCCCAAAGGAUGUGAACGCCGCCGUCAGUGUCAUCAAGACCAAGCGUACCAUUCAGUUCGUGGACUGGUGUCCAACUGGCUUCAAGCUUGGUAUCUGCAACGAGCCUCCGGCUCACAUCCCGGGCGGUGACCUCGCGAAGGUGUCCCGCAGCCUUUGCAUGCUCUCUAACACGACUGCGAUCUCGAGUGCCUGGAGUCGUCUUGACCACAAAUUCGACCUGUUGUACUCGAAGCGGGCUUUCGUCCACUGGUACGUCGGUGAGGGUAUGGAGGAGGGCGAGUUCUCCGAGGCACGUGAGGACCUUGCCGCGCUGGAGAAGGACUACGAGGAGGUUGGUAUUGACUCGGCAGACGUUGAGGAGGCGGGCGAGUACUAAGCGGAGCGCUUUCGUUGUUUGUUGUCUCUUUCCUUCUGGUCGCUCCGUUGUCGUAGUCCGCUUGUAAUCGUCCCCUUCUUGUCAUGAUUUUUACGUUACGUAUAUCCCCCUUUCCUUUUUACCUUAGGCAUAAUCAUACCAGGAACUCAUCAUAUAUAUUCUUCGCAUGCGCAUGUGGCCUACUUAGUAUACAGACCAUGAGGACCUUGAGAUUUACAUUGACAACGUUCCAGCAAUCGGCG
This is a messenger RNA of Gloeophyllum trabeum ATCC 11539, 1648 nucleotides long. Its product is annotated as tubulin alpha. The record is from RefSeq and is a predicted model, not a curated record. NCBI's taxonomy places the organism in Eukaryota, Fungi, Basidiomycota, Agaricomycetes, Gloeophyllales, Gloeophyllaceae. The transcript is spliced from 7 exons. Gene Ontology annotation, biological process: microtubule cytoskeleton organization; nuclear division; nuclear migration by microtubule mediated pushing forces. Bases 57 to 1406 code for a protein of 449 amino acids. Gene Ontology annotation, cellular component: spindle; microtubule; cytoplasm. Gene Ontology annotation, molecular function: structural constituent of cytoskeleton; GTP binding.